Molecule: messenger RNA, 1919 nt
Organism: Harpia harpyja (harpy eagle)
Lineage: Eukaryota; Metazoa; Chordata; Aves; Accipitriformes; Accipitridae
Product: 40-kDa huntingtin-associated protein-like
Biological process (GO): vesicle cytoskeletal trafficking
Cellular component (GO): early endosome
Molecular function (GO): protein binding
Source: RefSeq, a predicted model, not a curated record
AUGUGUGGCUACUGCCCGUGCUUGGCUUCAAGCACAGGAAGCACAGUGACCCGCAGCUCGCAGGCUGUCUCGCACCACACCUUUGGCCCAGAGUCUCACCCACCUAGUACCAUUCGGGUGAACUCUUCCUGUCUGAACGUGGCUGCUGCCGGCUUAAUCCCAGAGCCCUUGCCUCCCUACACUGCGGCUAUCCCGGGGCCGCCCCAGCCGCAGAAGAGCACACUGCCGCCACGCCCCGCGACGGGCGCGGGGCACGCCACAUAUGAGCACGCCCCCCGUGGGCGGGGCGCCGCCGAGAUCCAGUCUCUGUCUGUAAUAGCCCCGCCCCCGCCCCGCCGUCCGCGUGACCCCGGAGCGGGCGCCGAUGGGCCGGCGGCGCGCGAGGCGGAGCGGCGCGGCGCGGAGCGGCGCGCGUCAGUUCCGGGCGGCGCGCGAUGCUGUCGGCGGCGGGCAGCUCCAGCUCCGGCCCCGGCCCCGGCGGGGGCGGGCGGCGCCGGGCCGGGCCUCGGCGGCGACGGGGACUUCCUGUCGCGGUACCGGCUGGUGUCGGCCAAGCUGCGGCGGCGGUUCCUGCGGAAGCCGAACGUGGCGGAGGCGGCGGAGCAGUUCGCGGCGCUGGCGCGGGAGCUGCGCGCCCAGGAGAGCCUGCCCUACGCGGCCUGGUGCCAGCUGGCCGUGGCGCGCUGCGCCCAGAGCCUCUUCCACGGGCCCGCCGAGGCGGCCGCCCUGGCCGAGGCGGCGCGGCUCUUCCUGCGCCAGGAGCGGGACCUGCGGCAGCGCCUGGGGCUGCGCGGCGGCUUCGGCGAGCACGUGGCGGCGGCGCAGAGCUGCGGCGCCUUCGCCGCCCGCCUGCACCUGGAGCGGGGGCAGCCGGCGCUGGCGGCCGGGCUGUGCCAGGAGCUGGCGGCGGCGCUGCGCGACACGGGCCGGCCCGCCCGCGCCGCCGCGCCGCUGCAGCGGGCGGCCGAGCUGCUGGCGGCGGCGCGGCUGCCCCUGGAGGCGCUGCGCUGCCUGGCCGAGCGCGCCUCCUGCCUGCUGCUGGGCCGCGACUACGCCGGCGCGCUGGCGGCGCUGACGCGGGCGCAGGCGCUGGCCGGGGCCGGGCUGGGGCUGGGCGGCGGCGGGGCCGCGCCCGCGCCCGGCGGCGCCUUCCUGGACGUGCUGGCGCGCUGCGAGGUGUCGCGGGUGUUGCUGCUGCUGCUGCUGCAGCCGCCGCCCCGCAAGCUGCUGCCCGAGCACGCCCGGACGCUGGAGCAGUACUGCUGGGAGGCGCCGGAGGGCGGCGCGGGGCCGGGGCCUGGGCCCGGGGGCGGCCCCGGGGCCGGCGGCGGGCUGCCGCCGGCGGCGAGCUACCUGCCGGCCGAGCUCUUCCUGCUGUUGCAGUCGGCCGUGCUGGCGUGCCAGGAGAAGGACGCGGAGGCGCUGAAGGCCCUGCAGGCCGAGCUGUGGCCGCUGCUCAGCGCCGAGCAGAACCACCUGCUGCACCUGGUGCUGCAGGAGAUGCUCAGCCCCGCCGGACAGGGGGCUCUGAGCGCCGCCGGCACGGACAGGCCUUGCCCAGGCUUGGACUUGUUACUUAAGCCGCGAGCUGUGUCAGCGUUAAUAGGAGUGCUCCAACAGAAGCGAGUGAUAACUGACAAGCGAACGCCUUCACCCGUUCAUCUUGCGUCGUAGUAAACUGCUCGCUGUACGUGUUGGAAGUUGUCAUGAUCGAAAAAGUGUAAUCCCAAAGCAGAAAGGCCGAUUCGAGGCAGAACCAGGCUGUUCCUUAAAGAACCGGCUGCAGUUUGCAGACAGGAAAACUUGCUGGGAGCGUAUCACCCCGGGUACGUGUGUUGGAGGGUUUGCACAUCUGGGAGUAAAAUGUUGCUGGAGUUGCCUUUUAGAAAAAAAACCACCACAUUAAAGUGAGAUUUUAA